UUUGAACAAUGUAUAUAAGACCCUGUUCCUUUUCUCUCAGAACCAUUCUCGAGAAGCAACUUAUCACAUCACAAUCCCAACAAGAAAUCAAACACCAAACAACAUCUUCGAGGCCACACAUCCUUCCAUCCACAACUACAAUCACCCAACGAAACCAAACCAAACACCACAACCGCAAAUAUGGGCGCCGUCGUGUCUUGCAUCCAAUCCGUUUUCCGAACCAUCGGUAACUGCCUGACUUCAGUCAUCUCGGGUAUUGGAGGUAUCCUCCACGCCAUCAUCGGCGGCAUCGUCUCCUUCUGCAACAUCAUCAUCAGCUUCCUCACCUGCGGCUACUGCGGACGCCGCGGCGGCGGUGGUCGCAAGACGCGCACGCGCCAUACGACCUCGACUAGAAGUCGAGUCUAAUCCGAACGAGGCCCCUCCUUCACCCGAGAAAAUCGACACGCCAGUGAGCGCUCGACGAGUUAGAUGAGGGAUAUGGAAGGAGUUAUCGACAUGAAAGCAUUGUACGACUAGCGAAAUCUUCGCGACAACAACAGGAGGCAGAGGAAGGAUGAGAUGCGAAUACUUGCGGCUGCUUUAUUCGAGCGAGCGCAACCAGCUUUGACAGCAUACCCUAGUGUUUUCCUUUACGAUACCCAGAUACAAGUUAGCUUAACUUUUAAUGGCAUAACCUGAUAUCCAUGA
This is a messenger RNA of Colletotrichum destructivum, 690 nucleotides long. RefSeq lists its product as uncharacterized. Lineage: Eukaryota; Fungi; Ascomycota; Sordariomycetes; Glomerellales; Glomerellaceae. The coding region runs from base 181 to 408 and encodes 75 amino acids. The record is from RefSeq and is a predicted model, not a curated record. The transcript is spliced from 2 exons.